AAACUGUAAGCCUUUUUCUGACCUCACAUGCUACUGUCGCGGUCCACCGUUCAGCAUUUCUCCUACACGUUAAGACCGAGCUCUGCAACUUUAGAAAACUUCACACAGUUUAUUUAUUCACAGUAUUCAUACUUUAUCUAUUGCGAGAAAUUGUCCGUCGCUCUCGAGUUUUCGAACAUCCCAUCAUCCGAUUUUUCUAAUUGCGAAAUCCAAUGGCCUGGCGACUUCGAUUUUCUCGAGUUGCAGGAUUUUGGAGUAUCUGAAAGAACCGAGUGCAAUUUCAAACAUAAGAGAAGCACAGAUCGGCAGGAAUUAAAUGCCAGCUUGGAGAACGUUGAGAAAACAUUCAGGAAGAAAGCCGACGCUUUGUCAUACCUUUUAAAAGCUGAUAUAGAUCGUUUGAGGAACGAAACCGAUCAGGUGGAAUUGGUGUUUCUGGUCGAUGCUUCAGGAUCGGUUGGUUUAAAAAAUUUCCAAAGCGAAUUAAAUUUCAUAAAACACCUUUUGGCCGACUUCUCCGUGGAACCUUCCGCAACUAGGAUCGCGAUCGUAACGUUCGGUGGAAGAAGACACAUUAAACGAAACGUAGAUCAGAUAUCUCAUACUGGUGACAAUGAUAACAAGUGUUAUUUGCUGAAUAAACAGUUAAAUAAUAUCAGUUACACUGGCGGUGGAACGUAUACGCGCGGCGCGCUUUUGGAAGCUCUUAGAAUACUUGAGAAAGGUAGAGCGAACGCAAGGAAGGCUGUGUUUCUUAUAACCGACGGAUUUAGCAACGGCGGUGAUCCACGACCUGCGGCGAACCUCUUGAAAAUUGAAGGCGCAACGAUAUUCACUUUCGGAAUAAGAACAGGAAACGUUGACGAACUGCGCGACAUAGCUAGUUUUCCAGGAGACACGCACAGCUAUUUCCUCGACAGUUUCGUGGAAUUCGAGGCUUUGGUACGACGAGCUCUGCAUCGUGAUUUGAAAGCGGGCAAAUACGUACCAGUGACGUAUCCAGAUAAUUGUAAUCUCUUAUGCAGGAAUAUCAGCGAAGUCGGAAACGAACGAAAUUGUUGCGAUAAUUUCGCGACGUGCGCCUGUGGCACUGUGACCGGACAUUACGCUUGUAUUUGCCCGGCAGGAUAUUUUGGCUCUGGUCUUCGGGGUUCUUGUCACCCAUGUCCAAAUGGAACAUACGCGUCUGGAGAAAUCUCCGGUGAUCUCGCGACAAUGUGCACCUCAUGCCCUGACGUGAAUCAUGUGACUAUGAAAGUACCUGCAAUUUCCGUUGAGCAUUGCGUUUGCGCUUCCGGAUUCACCACGGACGGAAAUAAAUGCGAGGUUAUAACAUGCCCGAGACUAAGAGUGCCAGAAAACGGAUACUUGGUAAAAGCAAGCGCAUGUAGCAACGUCGUUCACGCAGCCUGUGGUAUAAGGUGCAGAAUUGGUUUCUACCUCACAGGUGACAGUAUUCGACUUUGCGGAAAAGACGGUAAUUGGUCCGGAAACGAACCGAAAUGUUUGCUGAAAACUUGCCCAGCACUUCGAACUCCCAUCCAUGGGCGAAUGCGCUGUCAAAACGAUGAGGAUCAACAUUUGAAUACAGAGAAUACGACAACGUAUCCGAUCGAUUCCCGUUGUCAGUUCAGAUGCGAAACCGGUUAUCAACUUCGCGGAAGUAAAAUACGCAACUGUUUGCCUUUGUCACAAUGGGAUGGUCUCAAAGCUACAUGUAAAGCAAUAAAAUGUGAACCUCUAAAGCUAGUUGCAAAUGGACAAAUUUCACCUGAGAAUUGUUUGGGACCGGAGAAACUACCAUUUGGAUCGAAUUGUACCAUAUCGUGCAAAAAGGGUUUCAUACUUGAGGGACCACGUUCUAGACAUUGUAGCGGCCGUUCUGGAGUCUGGUCGCAACGUAAAACUGUUAAUCGAUGCGUAGAUAAAAUACCACCUUCGAUAACCUGCCCGUCUAAUAUUAUCACGGAGAGCCUUCCAGGCAAGAAAUAUGCUUAUGUAAAUUGGACAGUGCCAAACGCAACUGACAAUGUGGACGAAUCACCUGUAUUAUGGAGUAAGCCAUACAUUAGUUUUCCGUGGAAAGUAAAAAUUGGAACACGUACAAUAAUCUAUGUGGCACAAGACUCAUCUGGAAAUAGAGCUAGAUGCAAAUUCAAAGUUAAAGUUCUAGAUAAAGAACCACCAAUGAUCGAGAAUUGCGUAGAUCCUCCGAUAUUUUUCACCGAUAAUGGAGUUGGAAUAAAUAACGUGACUUGGAACGAACCUGGUUUUCACGACAAUUCCAAAACACCUGUACAAGUCGAACAAAAUUAUCUUCCUGGGGAGAACAUGUUUCCUAUCGGGUUAACGCAAGUGAUAUAUAAUGCCACCGACAAGUACGAUAAUAAAGCGUUUUGCGUGUUAAACGUUACUAUAAAAGACGCUUGUGAAGAAGUUCCAAAAAUAUUGAAUGGUUACUCAAAGUGUCAUCCAUCAUCAUCAAUGAACGACACGAAUGAGUGCACUAUAACUUGCGAAGAAGGAUAUGGAUUCGCAACUGACGAAUCGAAUGUUGGAAUCGUGGAAAAUAUAUUGCUAUUGAAAUGCAACGGAAAUACAUCAAAUUGGCUUCAAGAAAACUACAUUCCCGAAUGUACAGAAACUACAAUUCCAAGAAGUGUAUCCCAAGAGGGAAGUAUUGUAUUAGAAGGAAAUGCAACAAAUGUAUGCGAUAAUCAAACAACACUUCGCGAGCUGAGCAAAUAUAUUACUGCCGAUUUAAUAUCGACGUUGCUCGACAUUUGCGGAAACGAUAUCGAAUGUAAUGUCAUUACUUUCGAUCCUGAAUGCGAAGAAAUUCUCCCAUCUUCAAGUACAAUGUAUUCCAGUAUGAUAAAAAAACGAAGGGAACUGAACUAUGAUAUUUCUAAAUUAUUAAGAAAUGGUAUAAUGACAAUGAAUGAUAUUAGUACAAAAGCAAAACGAGAUAUGAAAAUGAAUGCUAACAGAAGUAAAACGAAAAUAAGAAAGAAGAAAGAAAAAAUUGAACUGAAAUUCAAUUUUUUAGGAAAGAUAAUUGAGGAGCAUCACGAAAAUCCGCGAAAAGGAAUCCAGAAAUUGCGACAGAAGCUCGAAUCUUUGUCUCGAUCUGGGAAAUUAAAUUUAUUGAACAAUAGAACAAAUCAAGAAAUAGCGAAGCUUGCGCUAAAUUUGCAUCUCAUUUUUAAGAAUUUUGAGGAACUUUGCGAUCCAGGAAGUAUCUUGAAGAAGAACACUUGCGGUAAAUUAAAAUGUCCAUUGGGAACUUUCUUCAAUUCCACGACCAAACGAUGCCAAUCAUGUUCUCUUGGAGAAUAUCAAAACGUGCCUGGAUCUUUGAAAUGCAAACAUUGUCCUGAAUACACUUCGACGAAGAAAAUUCAUUCAAAAUCUCUGCAAGAUUGUAUACAUUUAUGCAGACCAGGACACUAUUCGCGAAAAAAGCGUUAUCAAAACACGCGAUUAGCACUUGAACCUUGCCUAAUCUGUGACAUUGGAUUUUAUCAACCAGAAUAUGGUCAAACUCGUUGCCUUUCGUGUCCACCUGACACUACUACUAGAAAUCAUGGAUCUAAAACCAUAAAUGACUGUCUACCUCUUUAUAAAAUCGAAAUUAAUAUCUGUGAUACAAAGUCGUGUUUAAAUGAUGGACAAUGUGUACAAGAAGAGGACAGUUUCAGUUGCGAAUGUCCUGACUAUUAUGUCGGUUCUAAAUGUGAAACAUUCCAAAAUCCAUGUGAUUCUUUACCAUGUUUGAAUGAAGGUACAUGUAAUAUUCUGAGUUUCACGAACAAUACAAUAAUGUACUCUUGCACAUGCAAAAAUGGAUAUUCAGGUAGAAAUUGUGAGUUGUACAUUGACGAAUGUACCGUUAAUCCUUGUCAAAACAACGGUACAUGUCUGAGCACAGAAAAUGAUUAUUCCUGUGAAUGUAAACAUGGUUUCCAAGGAGAAUUUUGUGAGACUACUGUGGAUCAUUGCAAUCCUUCACCCUGUAUGGAAGGAUCUACUUGUCACAAUGUUAACGACUCUUGGAAAUGUUUCUGCAAACCAGGUUUUCUCGGUCGUUAUUGUAAUUUAUUACCCUGUGAUUGGUUACCAUGCAACAAAAACUCGUAUUGUGUGAACAUUGAAGAAGAAAAUGCAACAACUAUGAGUUAUAGAUGCGUGUGUGCGGAUGGUUACACUGGAGAAAAUUGUACUGUGAAGAUAAAUCAUUGCGAAAGCAAUCCAUGUUUGAACAAUGGGAAAUGCACUAAUAAUAUCUCUAAUUACACAUGUACGUGCCCUAUGUUAUUUACAGGACGUCAUUGCGAGACUGAAUUGUUAUCCGAUUACACGAUACAGUUCUCCAAAUCGGGUAUCACCGAUUAUAUCAGUAUGAAAAGCUUUACGAUAAAUCUUUCUAAGUUAACUACGUGUUUAUGGCUACAAUCGAAGGAUAUGUUUAAUUAUGGCACCGUAUUAUCGUAUGCUACACGUUACUACGAUAACGCAUUCACUUUAACAGAUUAUAACGGACUGGUAAUAUAUCUCAAUGGUGAAAAAGUAAUAACCGAUAUUAAAGUAAAUGAUGGUCAUUGGCAUUUCGUUUGUUUCACCUGGGAAGCAGAGAAUGGCUCUUGGAAUAUUUUUAUCGAUGGCCUUUUGAGAGACAACGGCACCCACUUGGCAAAAGGAACAUUCAUUCAAGGAAAUGGAAUUCUCAUAAUUGGACAAGAACAAGAUCGUGUCGGAGGAGGAUUUUCAGAGUUAGAAUCCUUCUUGGGAAAAUUAACAUUAUUAGAUAUUUGGAGUACAGUUUUAGUAGCUAAAGAUAUCAAACACUUGUUCAACACUUGCGAAAAAUACCAUGGUGAUGUAAUUGCAUGGGCACAGGUGCAAGAAUAUGUGCACGGUGACGUGGCAGUGUCAAACACUUCAUUUUGCCGUGACUGUCCAUUACCCGUUAUACCAUUUAAAGGUAAUGUAAAUGUCAGCGAAGAUGGGUCAAACAUCACUUAUUAUUGCGAUAAUGGUUACGUAGUACGAUUUCGUGGCAGAGAAUACCAAUCUUUGACACUGAAAUGUCUUAAACAAGGACAGUGGGAAGGAUAUUACACACCCGUUUGCAUUAGAAGGAGAUGCGGAUUCCCAGGAUAUUUUCCGCGAGGUCGCAUACAUGGUAGAUCGUAUUUUUUCGGAGAUGAAAUAUAUUAUUUUUGUUUAAUUAAUUAUGAACUUCGAGGAAAUCCUCGUAGAACCUGUAAUGCUGAUGGAAAAUGGAGCGGAUUACCUCCAGUUUGUAUAGGAAAAACAUGCAAGAAUUUAUUAGCUCCAGAGCACGGGGAUAUCGAGUACGUGAUAGAAGAAUACGAAAGAGAUGAUCUUUCCAUUCUACAGGUAGGACAGCAAAUUGAAUUCAAGUGCGACCCCGGAUUUCAAUUAAAAGGUGAAAAACUUUUAACAUGUUUGGAAUCUGGACAAUGGGAUCAUGAAGUGCCUUCGUGUUUGGCUUAUAAAUGUCUACCACCAAAGGAAAUCAAGCACGGAUAUGUAAUUUCUUCAAAUUCAAAUAAUUUGCACGAAACUUUCGCUACAAAAGUUGAUCUGCAAGCGAUUAAUGACACAUUUAAGGACUACAAUUUUAAUGAUAUUGUGGAAUAUUCUUGCUAUUCAGGAUAUAAAUUUGAGGGCAAUCAUAGUUUGUUAAAUGCAUUUAAACUUCAAUGUACAGAAAAUGGUACUUGGAUUGGAUUUGUUCCUGAUUGUGUACCUUUAAUGUGUUCGUGGCCCGACAUUGUGAAUAAUGGGAAAUUAUUGUUUAAAACAAAAAACAAUGGUAUUAUUAAACUUCUAGAAAUAGAAAAAAAGAAUUGGAGUUUGGAAGACCAAUUUGUCAUUGGUACCGAAAUUGCGAUAAACUGUGACAUAGGAUAUAAAUUAGUUGGUGACGGUUUUAGAAUUUGCACAGACGAUGAAGAAUGGUCAUCCACGUUAUCGUCUUGCGAACCUUAUGAAUGUCCUAUCUUAAGUCAUCCAUUUUUUCAAAUCUUUAAUGAAGAAAUAAAUCUAAAUAAUCAUACUGCAAUUUGGAAAAAUGAUCAGAAUAAAAAAUUUAAUGGCAAAGAACCAUAUAAUGGUACUUAUAAGAAUAUAGAGUACUUUAUAGAGGGACAUACUUAUAUGAAAAAAAUAGUUCUUAGUUGCAAUGAUGGAGAAAUUCAGUUGAGUAAUGCAAAUAUUCAAAAUUCUGUUUCUAACUUAACUUGGUUUUGUGAUGAAUAUGGUAAAUGGAAAAUAAUUGAUACACACUUAAAUGACACCAUCAUAAAAACAUCACUCUUGCUUAAUAAUGAAAUUGAUAGUAUUUGUCAAAAAUCUAUGUGUGAUUUAGUAAUGAUUCCAGAAUAUAGUUACAUUACUGAAACAAAUUAUAAAAGAACUGUUAAUAACACUAUUACAUUCAAAUGUCAUCAAGGCUAUAUUCUUGAAGGCAAUGAAAAAUCUGUCUGCCUUCCAAAUAAUACUUGGACUGCUAUUCCUUCUUGUAAACCUGUAACAUGUAAAGAACCACCAAAAAUUACAAAUGCAGUGUUAAAAGAAAAUAAUAUCAAAGCAGUAAAUUAUACAUUUAAUUAUACAAUUACUUAUGAAUGCAUACCUGGAUAUAUAAUGCUUGGUCAAAGAAACACAAGAUGUCUUGCAAAUGGAAAAUGGUCCAGAAUGUAUAGUAGAUGUUCAAAACUUUCAUGUAAUAAACCAAAACUUCCAUUUGGCGCAACAAUUCGUGGUCGAUCUUAUUUGUAUCAAGAUCAAUUGACAUAUGUAUGUCCUGGUGGUAAAAAGCAAGGAUUAAUUACAUGUAAGGCUGAUGGACAUUGGAGCGAUUUACCAAAUUGUAAUGACAAUUAAUAAAAACAAAACAAUUAAUAUAACUAUGAUUUUACGUACAAAUUUAAAAUAAAUUAAUAUAGCAAUUU
This is a messenger RNA of Frieseomelitta varia, 6983 nucleotides long. RefSeq names its product sushi, von Willebrand factor type A, EGF and pentraxin domain-containing protein 1-like. Lineage: Eukaryota; Metazoa; Arthropoda; Insecta; Hymenoptera; Apidae. Gene Ontology annotation, molecular function: calcium ion binding. The record is from RefSeq and is a predicted model, not a curated record. The transcript has 33 exons. Bases 28 to 6915 code for a protein of 2295 amino acids.